This is a messenger RNA of Penicillium riverlandense, 1719 nucleotides long. RefSeq names its product fungal specific transcription factor domain-containing protein. The coding region runs from base 1 to 1719 and encodes 572 amino acids. Gene Ontology annotation, molecular function: transcription cis-regulatory region binding; DNA-binding transcription factor activity, RNA polymerase II-specific. Gene Ontology annotation, biological process: regulation of DNA-templated transcription. NCBI's taxonomy places the organism in Eukaryota, Fungi, Ascomycota, Eurotiomycetes, Eurotiales, Aspergillaceae. The record is from RefSeq and is a predicted model, not a curated record. Gene Ontology annotation, cellular component: nucleus. The transcript has 5 exons.
AUGAGAGCCCCGACAAGCCCCCCUGUCGACGAGCUUCUCAUGGAGCCCGAUGCUGCAGAUCUGGAUGGAGUCCCGCCCUCACUCCUGUCCAACCCAUCCCCCGGUCAUCGGACCGUAGAAUAUAGUCCACUCGCACAAAACCAAGAUGUCGGGAAUGCUCUGCUAGGGCCAUCUUUGCCAUCAGGAACGUUACGUUCUCGGCAUAACGCCGAUGCAUCCCCGACAUCACCGCGAUCUCUGGACGGCUUCGAGGUGGAAGCUCACAAGAUCGACGACUGCUUUUCAUUGUUCUUUUCCAAUUAUGCUCACAUUCUACCUAUUCUUGACGCACAGGUAUCACCUGACGAGUAUUACCUCCGCUGUCCACAACUUUUCUGGACGAUUGUGGGAGUGGGCUGUCGGCAGUAUGUUCGAGAUCCGACCCUAUUGACACGGCUAGCACCGUCAAUCCAGAAUAUGACUCUAUCGUCGUUAGCAACACGAGUGGCUGUCAUCGACAUGAUUCAAAGUCUACUUAUACUAUCUACAUGGCCAUUCCCCUUCAAUUCAGCCAAUAAAGCCAUGGUGCAUAUAUUUAGCGGUGCAGCUGUAAACCUAGCUCAGCAGAUUGGCUUGCACGUUGUCGGUGUUGGACAAGAUUUUGCUCGUGUUAAGCUCAAUCCAGAUGAGUCGGUUAAAACAUACCGCGCACAGUUAUGGCAUUACUGCAUCAUAAUAAAUCAGAGUACCAGCUACGCAGAUGGACUUCUGCCCAGUGUCUUAACCGCCAUGGAUAAGAAUGAUAUCACUCGCGCUCACUCACUACUCUCUCCCGAUCUGCAAUACAGAUACAAAAUCCAUCAAGUCGCUCUCGAAGCCACACAGGCCAUGCAGCAAGCUGGAUUAGCCGAAAGUAAUGUAUACAACACGGCACUUCUGCAUUCUCUAGUCGGUACCUUCGACCGUGAGUUGUCAAGUAUGUCGCCUUCGACAGACACCAGUGGCAUGACCAGGAUAUAUUACGUCCUCGCGCGGCUACACAUCAGAACAUUCCAUUUCUUUAGCACCCACAGCCCGGAAACUUUUGCCCCACUACUCAGCGUCUACGAGACAGCCGUGGAAGCAAUCGAAACAGUAACCUCAAUGUGUACACCGGCUGCAGUUUGCACAUUCUAUAUACAUCGGAUGCUGGUUCUCGCGGCCUUGACCAUUCUGAAGAUCCUACGCAGCGACAUGCAUAAAUCAGCAGUUGACGCCCAGGCUGGAGAAUGCGCGUAUUUCUCCGCGAUUAUGUUUCUUCGACGGCUGUCCAUGGCCCAUGACGAUAUCAGUGCGCGCGGUGGAGACAUACUAGCUCAGAUGUGGGCUAGCGACUCUGUUUUCAAGGGUACUGAUGGCGCAAGAGAUAGCCUCACGCUGCGUAUUCGAAGUCGGCUGACAAUGAGUGUCAUAUAUGAUGUUUUCUGGUGGUGGCGUGAGGAGAUUGCUGGGUUAGCGAGCCCUUAUAAGGAGAAGCGGGACGGGAAUAAGACUACAAGAGGGAGAUCCGAUAUAUAUGCAAAUGACAUCCAAGGCCAGGAAAUGCAUUCAAGAGCUUCAGCAGAGUUUGACAGCAUCCCAUACUUUGGCACCGAGUUUGACGACCUCGCAGAAUUCAGCUGGACAGGAGCACUGAAAGACGCGACACUGGACCAACCAGUCAAUGAAACGAUAUUUGGAAUGACUCCUGGCUCGAACUAA